Onychostoma macrolepis is the source of this 4662-nucleotide messenger RNA. It is a transcript of the gene nr4a1, whose product is annotated as nuclear receptor subfamily 4, group A, member 1. Bases 1680 to 3407 code for a protein of 575 amino acids. The record is from RefSeq and is a predicted model, not a curated record. Gene Ontology annotation, cellular component: nucleus; transcription regulator complex. NCBI's taxonomy places the organism in Eukaryota, Metazoa, Chordata, Actinopteri, Cypriniformes, Cyprinidae. Gene Ontology annotation, molecular function: RNA polymerase II cis-regulatory region sequence-specific DNA binding; nuclear glucocorticoid receptor binding; nuclear receptor activity. The transcript has 6 exons. Gene Ontology annotation, biological process: cellular response to corticotropin-releasing hormone stimulus; regulation of transcription by RNA polymerase II.
ACAAUUUGGAAGUCAGCGAACACUCUUUUCUUUCUGUUUUAUGCUUCUUUCAAAUAGCAUACGAACAGCAGAUGAGUUCGCAGUUAUUCAAAGUAGGUGUGCGUGUUUAUAAAUGGAAGCAUUUGUGCUGUUGAGGUCUAAUUUUGAGAUGUUGCUAAUUUUAUGUAUUCUUUACUAUUCGGUAUUCUUUGCUACGUGGAGCGCGCGAGGUAUUCAGAAACAAACAGCCUAGCGCGUAUCUAGAUUGAGUUGAAUGCACAGAAUGAGUUGGUUUCUGGAAUUUAAAAUGUAAAAAGACUUGAAUGUCAGAAGAUACGAAAUGAAAGAAUAGACUGAGAGGGUGUGUGUAUGUUAAAGUGAGUGGUGCGCUUCUGCACGCGCACGCGUCUCGCUGCAACAGGUGCUCGAGCAACAGCCAGCUACUUAUCUGCAUACGCUCUCCUUUUAAACCUGACUGUACUUAGGCUUUUUGUAUGAUUCAUAAAUAUAUUAAACGGUUCCCAUAGGUAAAAGACAAAUAAUGAUUCAAAACGAGAAAGGAAAAUGUUUAUUUUAAACAAGUUCUUAGAAACGAUAUCAUCGUAUCCAUAUAAAAAACGUUAAUUUACUACACAUUUUGAUUUAGGCUACCCUAAAAAUGUCAAGUGGUGUAGCCUUUAGUGUACACACACAAACGAUGUGAAAAAAAAUAAUUACAGUAAUGACCUUGACACUCAGGGUCUGAAGGGGGUUCUGUCUGCUUAUUUGUUUACUUUUAUUAUUAUUAUUUUGUAAACAAAAUGACUUGGCUUCCUGCAUGUUGGUUAUGCCACACUGACUGGUUUUUCACAAUAUGAAUACUAUUCUAAAACAAAAUUGUUUCAUUGACUAUUUUUAAACAAAUAAUUAUAAAAUAUUAUGCUAAACGAAACUUUUUUAUUUAUUUUUACAGUUGUCAGACAGUUACACCACCUAGACAUUUUUUACUAAUGCUAAUGCACUGACUUGUGUAUUAGUCAACAUAUUGAGGCAAUGAAAUGUUUAGGGGUCAGAUGACCAUCAGGUGACAUGUUCUCACCUUGCUCUGGGUGCAAGGUCAUCAAUAUCUGUCAAACUGCUGAGCCAUAAUUAUCUUAUGCAUUUACCAAGCUCAUUAAAGUACUUUCUUCAGAAUUACUCUUUUAAAACAUGUUGAUAGUGACACGUUUUCUAAAUAUUUCCAUUGCCGGUCUAAAGAUUGAAUCCAUGUGGUUAGAAUGUAGUAUGAUUGAAUGCAAGCACUUUUUCACUGCCUGUAGUUUUUUUUUUUGUUGUUGUUUUUUUUCUUAAUUUAUCUUAUCACCUACCUUAUGGAACACAAUGUCUGAGUUUGCAGGGGAAAUUUGAGUCUAUCAUAAAAAAGUUCCAUAUACAUACACCGCCCACUCACACUCACAAAUAUACACGCCCUCUUAGUGAGGCAACCCACGUGUCAUGUUCGUCUAACGUCCUUAAUGUGGUAACACAAUAAGCAUGGCUGCCCUUUCCAGCCAGACGGCUCUCUAAGUUUUCUCAGAAAUCUCAAAGGCACUUCAGAGAACUGUGUCUAUACAGACUCGCUGGCUGUCGAGUAAGUCUAUCUAGGUAUAGGUUAGGAUGCGUUAUUCAACUCUUGAGGCGUUUGACGUUUCAGCAGCAAUAUCUACAAUAUUGAAAAGUAGAUGUUGUGGUUCUGUUCUACAGAAAUGACCUGUGUUCAAAGUCAACAUGGAGUCCAGACCUAUGAGAGCUCCCUCUUCAGCUCAGAGUUUUUGAAUCCUGACUUCACCUCCAGGUUGGCCAUGGAUGUGACUGACCAGCGGGACCAGCUCUCCACACCCUCCCUGCCCAGCAUCACCUCUCUGGUCGGAGGCUACGUUGGGGAGUUUGAUACCUACUCAUGCCAGAUCGCCACAGGCGCUGCUUCUUCCUGUCCAGGUGGCACCUCCGGGCAGGACUCGUUCAAGCUGGACGACCUCCAGGUGUACGGCUGUUACCCAGGCACAUUCGCUUUUAGCUACCUAGAUGAGACGUUGUCCUCUUCAGGUGGGUCAAACUGCUUUGGAAGUCCAGCAUCUGCGCCGUCACCCUCUACCCCGGGAUUCCAGCCCAUGUCUGCCUGGGACAGCACCUUCGGUCCCUGCUCCCCCGAUGAGGGCUGCUGGGGUUCAGAGAAGCCUCUGAAUCAGGCCACCUCUUUCUUCACGUUCGGACAUGACGAGCUUUCUCCUUUGGGACAGCUGCAGCCACAUCUCCCAGAUCAGGAUCCCUUUUCCCAGUCCCAGCAACACGGUUCUCCACUUCCCUUCAGCCUGGAGCAAGGCAGUCGGGAUGGCUCAGGACUGAUGGACGGACACCUGUCUCCUAAAGUAAGGAGCCCCACAGGAAACGAAGGGCGCUGUGCAGUGUGUGGAGACAACGCUUCCUGUCAGCAUUAUGGGGUGCGCACUUGUGAAGGAUGCAAAGGCUUUUUCAAGCGCACAGUACAGAAAAACGCCAAAUAUGUUUGCCUCGCCAACAAAGACUGCCCAGUGGACAAGAGGCGGCGAAACCGGUGCCAAUUCUGCCGCUUCCAAAAGUGCCUAGCUGUGGGGAUGGUGAAAGAAGUUGUGAGAACAGACAGCCUGAAAGGUAGAAGAGGUCGUCUGCCAUCCAAGCCAAAAGUUGCUCAGGACUCACUGUCAGUGUCUUCGCCUGUAAACAUCAUCGCCUCUCUCGUCACUGCCCAUAUCGACACAAGCCCUGCCAGUGGAAAUCUGGACUAUUCAAAGUAUCAGGAAUCAGUAUCCAGAUUGUCUGAGAAGGAGGAUGCCAGCGACAUACAGCAGUUUUAUGACCUGCUAACAGGGUCAAUGGAUGUGAUCAGGAAGUGGGCUGGAAACAUCCCUGGAUUCAGUGCCUUCUGUAAGGAGGACCAAGACCUUCUUCUGGAGUCAGCAUUUGUUGAGCUCUUCAUACUUCGGCUAGCUUACAGGUCAAACCCUGAGACAGACAAACUUAUUUUCUGCAACGGUGUGGUUCUACACCGGACGCAGUGCGUACGAAGCUUUGGUGACUGGAUUGACUCCAUUAUGGAGUUUUCUCAGAGUUUACACCGCUUGAACUUGGACGUAUCGUCUUUCUCCUGUCUUGCCACACUGGUCAUAAUCACAGAUCGACAUGGUUUGAAAGAACCCAAACGGAUCGAAGACCUCCAAAACCGCCUGAUCACGUGUCUCAGAGACCACGUCUCCACAAGUACCCCUGAGGCCACCCGGCCCAACUACCUGUCCCGACUCCUGGGCAAACUUCCGGAGCUCAGAACACUGUGCACCCAGGGCCUCCAGCGAAUCUUCUAUCUUAAACUGGAAGACUUGGUCCCACCUCCACCUAUUGUGGAUAAAAUCUUCAUGGACACAUUGCCGUUCUGAAUAUAGAAUGGCUUUAUAAAUGGACAAUCGGAGUGACUUAAACAGAUGAAAGAGAUGGAUAUGAGAUGUUUGAAAUGGAGCACUUGAGGGUUUGACAAGUCAAAGGACUUUAUCGCUUACUGUUCUCUGCUUUCUUGGAAUGCAAUCAGAGAACGAUUACAUUCUAUCACACAGAUCACACAGUCUUCAACAUUGAACUCACUAAGAGACAUAACGAGAACCAUGCAUUUGGUUGAACGUGUUGGUAACUCUAAACCAGGGGUAGGCAAAUGUCGGUCCUGGAGUGCCGCUGUCCUGUACAGUUUAGCUCCAACCCUAAUCAAACAUACCUGAACAAGCUAAUCAAGGUCUUCAGAAUUACUAGGGCAACAGGCAGGGGAGGUUUUUUUCUGGGUUGGAGCUAAACUGUGCAGGACAUCGGCACUCCAGGACUGAUGUUGCCUAAACCUGCUCAAAAAAGACGUGGAGUUUCAAAUCUUGGUAUAUUUUAGCUGAAAUGUUGGCUUCAGUCAGUAGCAUUUCAGGUCAUUGAUUCAAAACAAGUAGCUCAAAAGCUCUACAUGUGACUUCUGGAUGAAAGAAGUCCUGUCAGUAUUACAGCUAUGUUCAGACAGCAUAUUUCAAUAGACAGAAUCUAAGAAUCCAGUAAAACAUCUUCCAACUUCAAGUUAGAAAUGCCAUGGACCAAAACAGGGAGUACAAACAGCAUUUACUUGGAUGUCUAAAUUAUCAUACAAAGCCUUAAAUACGCUCAAGUGCCAAAUAACUGUUUCCCAUAAAUAUGCUCCAAAACGUGCUUACAAUGAAAACAGAGAUUUACUAUGUUUGAGUACAGGACUGAUGUGAGUGCAUUGCAGGACUGUGGUACACUUGUCUAAUGUUUCAGAUCCAGUGACACUAGAAAUGUUAGUGUAUUUUAAGAGUCAGUAGUUUAUAUAAAAGAUUGAAAAGUCAUGGGAGAUCCAGUGCAGCUACUGUACAUGUACCACGUACAGCCUCUUACAUGCAAAUACUUUGAGUAUUAUUACAGACGCCUGCCUUAGUUUAGUGUACCAGUCAAACAGAGUAAUUAUAUUUGUAUGUAUGUAUUUUAAAGAUGUAUAGGUAUGACUAGAGCUUCUGCAGACUGCAACUUUUCUCAUAAUGACAAAAUCAAAAUCGGGCAUUCUGAAUUUUUUUUACAUAAAAUGAGAGGUAUUGCUUAUCUUUCAUUGAUUUUGUGCAGCUCUCUAAAUAAAAUACAUUUGAACCAAAA